AGUUUAACCAAGUGCCGCAUGAAGGGCGACAUACGGACAAAGUGAAGAUUCAACUUCGAACCAAAGUCAGAGACCUCAAGGAGCAGCUGUGGGAGGAAUGUGAUCGCCGACUCGAGGAAGCCCAGAAUAAGAGGAGCGAUAUGAUGGAGAGUGGGUUCAUCGAGGAACAUUCGGCGCGUAUCGGAAAUAUUUUUAGUGAUCUUGCAAAAGCAGAGAUCGUUCGCCACCUCGGGACCUGCCAAAUCCUCUGGGACUUCUUCAGUUCAAUAUACGGAGUUACCUUAAAACCCAAUUUGACAGAAAAUGUUGUGCUGGACCCGCCAGAUGACGAUUGGUCAGCGGCGGCAGUAAGUUUUUCAGAAGAUCAGCCAGUCUGGCUUUUGCAAGCUGAUGAAGUCUUGCCAGGCCUUGCUGAGAACCUUGCCAGAGCGUUGUACGUGGCCGACCUUAUCCGAUCAGUUGCGAGAGUUUUGUUCCCCUUCGAAGUGCCUGAGGCCGAAGAUAUGGUCCCCACUUCUCGCACGUUGUCAAUGACCAGCAAGUUCCAGGUUGGAAGCCGGACACCAACGCCAGGAUCGUCGAAAAAGAAGGGUGAUGGCUCGCGGAAGUCCUCAAAGCCAGGGACAGGAAGUGGACAGGAUUCCCCCGCUGGUGGCAGAACUCCCAAAGGCGCAACUACGCCGAGGGGUUCAAAGACGCCCAAGGGUGCAAGGACGCCCAAGGGGGGUGCAAGGACGCCCAAGGGUGCGAGGACGCCCAAAGGGGGUGCGAGGACGCCCAGAGGACUCAGAAAGGAAGCGCUGAGCGGCAGGAACUCGCCUACUAAUGCGAAUCUCAGAUCGAGGGUAGCGACUGCCAGUGGCAUGGACAAGAAAGGCAAAGACGCAAAAGGCGGCGGUGGCAAACGACGCACAGGCUCUGAUAAGAAAAAGAGGGAAGGGAUACCAUCCGGCGGACUGAAGGAAAUCAUCGGUGCGGAAGAAGACAACGAGGAGGAUGAAUCGGCUCUCACAGAGGAGCAAAUCAGACAGAAGGCAUUCAAGGUCGCCGCCAAGAAGGAGUUGAUCGAGAUAUUCAUCGAGGAAGAUCAGGCGCUGCGGCUGCGAUUGAGUUUAGCUGAGUGUGAUGCAGUGCUUGCAGCCGUUGAACUCAUAGCCAAGGCUGUCGAGGAGGGGAUACCCUUAUGGUACCACAUGGAGAUCCAGGGCGAGGACUUCCACGUCGAUGAAGAACAACUGAUGAUGGACAAGCCCCCACCUCCACCGCCUCGGGAACCGUCACCAGUGCCAGGCGUGCCUCGUUGGGAUACCAUCCAGGCCCUUGCGAAGGAGUUCUCUCAGGCGUCAUCAGGUGCGUUUAUGAGUGUAGUGUCCGGAGUUGGUAACACCCCCUAUAGUAGGGAACAACAAGAGAAAGUUGCCGCCCUUUUGAGAGAAAGAACGGAGAAGAUGGAGAAGAGGGAACUGAUUAAGCAGGCGAAGAUGGUAGCCCUGCGAGAGGAACAAGAGGCGAAAAAGACGCAGAUGGAGGAAGAAAUGGAAAGGUGGAAGGAGCAGGAGGAGAAGAUGGCAGCAAUAGAGGCAAAGGAAGAGGAAGAAGAAGAAGUCAAAGAAGAGGAGCCGCUGCAAAGAAGGAGGGGCGAGGCGAGUACGAGUAGAAUCUCCCCAGAGGAGGUACAUAAGAAGAUUGAUGAGUGGGUGGCACACAUCAAGUUGGGGGAAGAUAGAGAGGCCGAGUUGGCGAUACCCCCAGAGGAGAGAGAAGCGCCAAGAAGGGAGUUGGAGGCAGAAAGGGACCCUUUGCGGAGAAGAGCGAAGGAGGAGGAACAGCAGUUGGCGUUGAAAUGGUGUCAUGAUAUCAUGUUAGAGGCGAUGCGCACUGGAUUCAAAGAUUUUGCACGUGAUAUGAUGAAGUACUUGGUGUACCAAGCCCACCUCGUGAUCAGUAAGACUGGAAAAUUAUGCACAGGCGCCAUUGAGGGCGUCAAGAUAGCGGCUUCCAAGGAAGAGGAGCCUGCCCCACGCCGCGAGAAAGUCAAAGUCCAUUUCCCUGAGCCCCUCAAUGGAAAGAAAGGAGACGACUUUGACAACUGGGAGGCCAGUGUUAACUCCUAUCUGUAUCUACAGGGUGUCGUGCCAGAAGACCAUGUCCUAGUGGCCUUCCAGGCAUUGAAAGAAGAGGCGGCCAACUUUGCCAGGUCGCUUGCAUGGGCCGCGAACUGUGGCUAUGACAUGGUCACAUAUUCACGAGUCACGCCCCUCUCUGAGUUCCUUGAAGCACUCAAGGAACGGUUUUCAGACGUCACUCCGACCAUUCUCGAUCAGGAAGUGAAGCAGCCAGAGUUAUGGGCAGAUGUUACUGAUACAGUGGUGGCGGAAUCCUUAGCUCCUUUCAACGUCGAGAACUCAGGAAAGCUUGACUGGAGGAGCCUGGUGAUCGCGUUGAUCGACGCAAAUCUCAACGGAGCAAUAUCAACAUCAUCUCCGGCAGAGAUAACGGAGUUUCGUCAGUUGUUGACAUCUGCAGACGCGGAUGGAGAUGGGAUUCUGACACCCGAAGAAUUCUCCCAGGUUAAGAUCUGGUUUUCCAAAGUGCUGUCGUGUUGAUGAUAAGCUUGAUACGUUUUGUUUUUGUUUUCUCGUGUUUGCAUGUUUUUGUUUGUCUGUGUUUCCGUCUAGGCUACCAGCCGG
Molecule: messenger RNA, 2690 nt
Organism: Chara braunii
Lineage: Eukaryota; Viridiplantae; Streptophyta; Charophyceae; Charales; Characeae
Source: the annotation of a GenBank genome assembly